UUGCUGAAAUAAUGAGCAAUGACAAGAAGAACUUGAUUGAGAAAGUGGAAUUGCUGAAUGCCGAGGUGAAAGAGAUCCAAGCAAAGAGAGAUGAGAUCAUUAAAGAGAAACUGCAGCUGAGCGAAGAGGAAACGGUGCUGACGAACCAGCUGGAGGAAUUCCGACGGGAGAUUGAGCAGCAGAAGGCUGACAAUGACAAAGUGAAGAACGACUACGAGCGACUGAAAUGUUCUAAACUGGAGCAGUCGGCCCGCUUGGAUGACCUUCAGACCGGCGUCAAUAAACUGACCAAGGAGAAAGAACAGCUGGAAGAUCAACUGGAGAAAGCGAAUGAGUACAGUGAGAGUCUGAAAGGAACUGUUGAGGAACUGAAUGGUGACAUUGCAAAGUACAAGAUGGAGAAAGAAGAAGAAGGAAAGCAACAACAAGUGGUAAUUGCACAGCUGCAGGAGCAGAACGAAGCCCUCGGUGAGCAACACAACAGCCUGAAGCAGGAACUCCAGAAUCAGCAACUGAAAACAGAUGAACUUCUCGAGGGCCAACAUCAACUGCUCUCGAAACAUGAAGAAAUGUGCAACAGUCUAGCAACUGAGAUUGAUGACUUGAAAUCCAAGCUGAAGUUGACUUUGGAAGAGCUAGGUCGAGCCCGUGGCUUGUUAGACGAGAAAACUGAAAAGUGUGCUGCUGUUUUCGACUUGGAAACCCAACUAGAAGAGGCUGAGUCACAACUGGUGACCGUUACCCAUCAGUAUGAAAUGAGUCAGGUCGAGAUAGAAGAGUUGAAGAAAGAAACGACUAAUGUGAAGACGAAAUUAGCAAAUGCUCACACAGAAAUUCAAGAUAUCAGCAAAGAAUACGAAGUGAAACAAGAAGAAUCGCAGGAAAAACUAAACACUGUGGAACACAAUCUACAGAAUGAAAUCAAAGACAUGCUGGAAGAGAAAAGUAACCUCGAAAGAGAUUAUAAUGCCAAAUUAACGAAGUUACAGAUGGAAGUAGUUGAUUUCAACAACAGACUACAGUCAAGACUUACAGAGAAAAGCGAUUUGGAAGAGAAGUUAGACAAAGUGCAGAUUGAUUUGAAGAACACAGAAAACCAACUGCUGGAGGCUAAUUCUGUUAAGGAAGAUCUUUCCAAAUGUCUUGAGAUGGUCUCAGUAUCGAAAGAGGACAUUUCCGAGAAGUUGGCGUUUGCAUUGCAGAAACUCGAAGAAGUAUCACAGUCCAGGUACUGGAAUCAGUCGAAACAGUCCGUACAACUGGAGGCCAGCUCUGAGGUAGACGGUGGCAAGCCUCAAGAUAUUCCUCUGGCCGUUGUGGAACCGGAUAACUACCAGAGCGAUAAUUUUGGAACGUUUUCAGCUAGCCGUUCAAUUAAAACUGCAGACAAAAGCGGUGAAGAUGAAGAUGAAGAAGAAGAAAAAGAAGAUAAAGAAGGAAAUGAAAGAGAUGCCAAAGAUGGUGGUGAAAGUGAAAUGGAGCAGUCAACAUGUUUAUUGGAAAGAGACCAAAGCCCAAUUCUAAUUGAAAACACAUCAGAUGAGUUUAUGAUAUGUCUGGAUGCCAUGAUAAGAAGCAGUACCAAAGGAGUUCAGAUUUCUAAGAGCUUCCAAAGAAGAAUGGAACAACUGAAGGUUUCAAUAAAUGAGCUUGAUGCCAAAGGAAAGGGUUCUGGCACCUUGGAGAGGUUUUACAACGUUAUGGAUCUUUUUGUCGACUUACAAGACAGCCACAGCCAACUAUAUCAGCAGAUUAAUAAACUGAUGCAUUAUGCAAAAGAACUGAAGCAUGGGAUUGAACCAGCUGUGACUCAGUCACAUGUAUCAGCAUUGACCCAAGAAAGGAACAGUGAUGACGAAAGAAGCAAAACGGAAAGUGAGUUAAAACCUGGCGUGUCACAGAAGCAGAAUCUCAGAGAGUCCAGCCAUAACGAGGAAAGAAUGAGCUUCAGCUGCCGAAAUGAGAUCCAAAAGGACAAUCAGGUGCAGCACGAGAAUUUACAGAUGGUCUUGAAGGAGAAUUGUUUGUUGAGGCAGCAACUGGAAGCAAAGCAGAAGGAGGUUCUUCAGUUACAUCACGAUGUCACAGUGGCUCAGCUUUCAACUAGUUCAAUACAGGCACAGCUUAGUGUUGACACUUUAGUCAGAAAUAGCAUUGAGAACAACAGCAUUGCCUCAACACCUGUCUGUGAACUUACCCAGGUAAGAGAUAAAAAUCAUCCGCUUUGGAAUUAUGAUCUUGUGGUCCUCUACAUGUAGGCUGUCGUGACUGGU
This is a messenger RNA of Octopus bimaculoides (California two-spot octopus), 2273 nucleotides long. RefSeq lists its product as uncharacterized. The record is from RefSeq and is a predicted model, not a curated record. Lineage: Eukaryota; Metazoa; Mollusca; Cephalopoda; Octopoda; Octopodidae.